Bombyx mandarina (wild silkworm) is the source of this 909-nucleotide messenger RNA. RefSeq names its product protein amalgam. The record is from RefSeq and is a predicted model, not a curated record. Lineage: Eukaryota; Metazoa; Arthropoda; Insecta; Lepidoptera; Bombycidae. Gene Ontology annotation, cellular component: neuron projection membrane. Gene Ontology annotation, biological process: synapse organization.
AUGAAGAUGACUCCGGCCGGUCUUUUGGUCUUCUCCUCGCUGCUGACCAGGACGCUAUGUGUCAUAGCUCCUCAGAUACCAGAUUUCAAGAUCGGUGACAAAAAAGUAAUCAACGGCCCGUUCUGGCAUGAAGUCUUCACGGAAACGUAUGAAGAACACGAGGAAGACCUUUCGACUACCACUUCGGAGCCUUUGCCUUUUUUUGAAGACGAUACUUCGACUAGUAACCUGACAGCGCAGCUCGGCAGUAGAGUUCACCUACAUUGCAGGGUACAUGACUUGGGAGAGAAAACGAUAUCCUGGGUCCGUCGUCGUGGCGACGAGCUUCACCUCCUAUCAUUCGGACGCCAUACAUAUUCAGCUGACUCCAGAUACUCUUUAGCCUUCGAGCACCCUAACGAUUGGCGUUUACUGAUACAGUACGUGAGCGAUAGAGAUGAAGGCUACUACGAAUGUCAAAUUUCGACGCAUCCGCCGCUUGUGAGGAGAGUUCAUUUGGGUGUUGUGGUACCGAAAGUAGAGAUCGUCGAUGAACGCGGCCGUCCAUUACAAGACAAAUUCUAUAAAGAAGGUUCAAUUAUUGAGCUGAGGUGCGUGGUUAGCGAGGUCCCGCAGCCGGCUAAUCAAGUUAAUUGGAAACACGGAUCCAGAAUGCUCAACUAUGACACGAAGCGAGGCGGAGUCAGCGUGAAGACUGAAGCCACAUCCAACGGCGCCCUCUCUCGGCUGUACAUAGCGAAUGCAAAUAGGAAUGAUUCGGGCAACUACACCUGUUCGCUGGCGGAUGUUGCAACUUCCGCUGUUUCAGUUCACGUUUUGAGAGGUGAAAAUCCCCUCGCGAUGCAACGUGGAGCUGCGUCUGCGUUAUCCCAUCCACUGGCGUCUGCGGUCGUUUUAUUCAUCAGCUGA